Molecule: messenger RNA, 3795 nt
Organism: Bufo bufo (common toad)
Lineage: Eukaryota; Metazoa; Chordata; Amphibia; Anura; Bufonidae
Gene: FZD7
Product: frizzled class receptor 7
Exons: 1
Coding region: 270-1940 (556 amino acids)
Biological process (GO): non-canonical Wnt signaling pathway; canonical Wnt signaling pathway
Cellular component (GO): plasma membrane
Molecular function (GO): Wnt receptor activity; Wnt-protein binding
Source: RefSeq, a predicted model, not a curated record
CGCCUUCUUAUAAGGAGAGCGGCGCUGGUCUCGGCAGCGGACUAGUGAGUAGUUAUGUUCGGCGAGGACUAGAGUGCGCUCUGGAGACGGACCCUGCCAUAAGCCGCAGUGAUUGUUAUUUUCCGGGACUGUUUGUGGACUACAAGCCGCCCGCGUGGAGCUAUUCUUCAGCGCACUUGUGGAUUUACUCUGAUUGCUCCCUGCCCUCUAGCGCCUCCUUCUGCUAGGAGUCGCGCAUCACAGCCACUUGCUGCCCGGGAUCGUCCACGAUGAGGAGUGCGGGGCGCCUGCUGGGUGCGCUCAGCCUGCUGCUGCUCGGGGUCGCCCUCCCUCCCGGCUCAGCCGCCCAGCCGUACAAUGGAGAGAAGGGCAUCUCUGCCCCUGACCACGGCUUCUGCCAGCCCAUCUCCAUCCCCCUGUGCACGGACAUUGCCUACAACCAGACCAUCAUGCCCAAUCUGCUGGGCCACACCAACCAGGAGGACGCCGGGCUGGAGGUGCACCAGUUCUACCCGCUGGUGAAGGUGCAGUGCUCGCCGGAGCUGCGCUUCUUCCUGUGCUCCAUGUACGCCCCGGUGUGCACGGUGCUGGAGAACGCCAUCCCGCCGUGCCGCUCGCUGUGUGAACGGGCUCGACAAGGCUGCGAGGCCCUGAUGAACAAGUUCGGCUUCCAGUGGCCGGAGAGGCUGCGCUGCGAGAACUUCCCGGUGCACGGGGCGGGCGAGAUCUGCGUGGGGCAGAACACCUCGGACUCUCCGGCCGGCCCCACCGCCAACCCCACCCCGUACCUGCCGGACAUGAUCACCUUCCAGCCGCACAGCCCGCACCGGGACUUCUCCUGCCCCCGCCAGCUGAAGGUGCCCCCGUACCUGGGCUACCGCUUCCUGGGCGAGAAGGACUGCGGCGCCCCCUGCGAGCCCAGCAAAGCCAACGGCCUGAUGUACUUCAAGGAGGAGGAGGUGCGCUUCGCCCGGCUGUGGGUGGGCAUCUGGGCCAUCCUGUGCGCCAUCUCUACCCUCUUCACCGUGCUCACCUACCUGGUGGACAUGCGGCGCUUCAGCUACCCGGAGCGGCCCAUCAUCUUCCUGUCCGGCUGCUACUUCAUGGUGGCGGUGGCUUAUGCCGCGGGCUUCCUGCUGGAGGAACGCGCCGUGUGCCUGGAGCGCUUCUCGGAGGACACUUACCGCACGGUGGCGCAGGGCACCAAGAAGGAGGGCUGCACCAUCCUUUUCAUGAUCCUCUACUUCUUUGGCAUGGCCAGCUCCAUCUGGUGGGUCAUCCUGUCCCUCACCUGGUUCCUGGCCGCUGGCAUGAAAUGGGGCCAUGAAGCCAUCGAAGCCAACUCUCAGUACUUCCACCUGGCAGCCUGGGCUGUGCCUGCAGUCAAGACCAUCACCAUCCUGGCCAUGGGCAAGGUGGACGGCGACCUCCUGAGCGGCGUGUGCUACGUGGGCACCAGCAGCGUGCAGUCCCUCCGCGGCUUUGUUUUGGCACCGCUCUUCGUCUACCUGUUCAUCGGCACCUCCUUCCUGCUGGCCGGCUUUGUGUCCCUCUUCCGCAUCCGCACCAUCAUGAAGCACGACGGCACCAAGACCGAGAAGCUGGAGAAGUUGAUGGUACGCAUCGGGGUGUUCAGCGUGCUCUACACUGUGCCCGCCACUAUCGUGCUGGCCUGCUACUUCUACGAGCAGGCGUUCCGGGAGACGUGGGAGAAGACGUGGCUCAUGCAGACGUGUAAGAGCUUCGCCAUCCCUUGUCCCAACCAGCACUUCUCCCCCAUGAGCCCAGACUUCACCGUCUUCAUGAUCAAGUACCUGAUGACCAUGAUUGUGGGGAUCACCUCCAGCUUCUGGAUCUGGUCCGGGAAGACCCUGCAGUCCUGGCGCAAGUUCUACCAUAAACUCAGCAAUGGCGGAGGCAAAGGGGAGACAGCGGUAUGAGGACCCCCCCUCCAUGUGCAUCCAUGACUGCCUCUGACUGUUGACCUGAUGGCCUCCAGGUCUUCACCCCAUGUGGAUGGUGCUGGACUAUUAUAAGUUAUAAUAACUUGAUUGCAGCUGGACUAUGCACAGCUGGACUAUGCACAUUGUUCUACCCUGUGAUGACCUGCAGGGACACAGAACCUACCUACCUUGCUGUGCAGCUUACUGUCUAUUGCUCCCUGUUAUCAUCUGUUUCAGGAUUGACUAAUGUUGUGAGAAGGUCCCCCCCCCCCCCAGGAUCACUACAUCUAUGGUUGAUACAACAGCUUGAGACUUUUUAGCCCUCCUGCCCAUAACUGUAUGUGUCUGUUGCAUCAUUUUUUUUGUGUGGACCUAUUGACUUCAGUGGGUCUGUGGUCCAAGUAUAGGACCUGUUUUAUCUUUUUGUGUAAUGGACAUAUGGAUGCAGAAAGCCCACGGGUCGUCCUUGUGUUUUCUGCAUUCAUAUGUCCACUAUGAAAAAGGUACAAUAUGUGGACCAUGAACCUACGGUUCUGCGAAGAAAUGGGGACAGCACAAGGACUGAAUCUGUAUUUUGUGGAUCUGUAACUUGCAGACCGCAAAACGGAUACGAUCGUGUGCACGAGGUCUUAUCGUUCCUUUGUGGAGUUGGUUGUUAGAUGCCUUUGCAUGCAGCAGUAGUCUGCAACUUGUGGCUCUCCCAGUGGUAAUGACAACUCCCAGCAUGGCCUGCGGUUGCCGGAGCACGCUGGGAGCUGUAGUUGACUAGGGCCCCAGGUUGCAGAGCACAGCUGUGCACCGCUUGUACUGGAGACAUGCAUUUGCUCAGCUGGUGGAGGGGAGGCCAUGUUUACCCAGCAGAUCAGGCCUUGUGGCCCCCAGUAUCCCGGCUAAUUAAAGUUCCAGUGAGUGGAGUGUCACCUCCCCCCCGCAGCUGGGCAAACAGCACCUUUUGGUGGCGCCUCUCCUACUGUGAUGUCCUGUAUUGGUAUCUUGUCUCCAUUAUCUGUUUGCUUUUAAUUUGGGGAAGGGGAAUUUUAAGUGCAAGAGCCGCAGGUUCCUUUUUUUUUUUUUUUUUUAAUUCCUCUUGCCCAUGCAUUUUAAUAGGUUCAUUAGCUAGCUAGUAUUAACCCUUGUUGGGUAAGCAAGUGUUUUAGCAGAUCAGGAGGGAAAUGGUUAAAAGGUCUUGCAUCUGGGCCAGCAACACAUUCCUCUCGCAGGGCUCUGCUAUCUUCUCCAGCUGCAAAUGAGGUUAAAACAUUUCCUUUGUAGACCAGUGCCAAAUGGCCUGGAUUCCUCUGCCACCCAUAAGGGGGGGGGGGGGGCUAAGAGUCUUGCGAUAUUCGGGAUUGUAAAGUGUUCUGCCUUUUUAAAUGGUCUUCCAGCACUAACAAAGCGAUGGUGAACACUUCACCUUUUUUAUGUGUCGCCGCAGAGAUUAAAGGUGAAGCAGGUCUCCCCUUGUGUAGACCGUCUGGAUCCUGCUACGUCCACUGGUCACACACACUUCUUCUAGGGAAGGAUUUAGAACAAACGGCUUAGGCGGCUUUUUGUUAUUUUCCUGUAUAUUCUCAUUUCUCACCCAGAUGAAAUGUCCGUUUAUUUUUCUACGCCCAGGAAAUAGAACCAAUGCUGCAUAACGUGUAUUUUGACAGUCAGAUACUUAUUUUCGAGGUGAAUUUUGUAAUGUGCAUGUCGCGCUAUGGACAGAUGAAGACAUUGUUAUAUAUUUUUUUUUUGUAAAUAACUACUUUUGUUUUUUUUGUACGAAGAUAUAUAUGUAUUUAUACAUUUCUACGCCUCACUCUUAUCUCAUGUACAGAACACUAAAUAAAACCUACUUUUUAGGUAA